AUGGCUGAAGAAGUUGAAGAAGCACGGGAAGUUUGGCGAAAUUUGGAAACACUAGCUGAACCAGUUCCACUCGAGGAAAUUGUCCGGGACGGGAAAUGGGACGAAAUGAAUUACAUACCACUCACAUUUCAAGAAGCUUGCAGACAGGCCGAGCCAUCUCAGCUUCGUCAUGCAGGAUUCAUGGAUGCACUGAGCACUUUAAAAAGAAUCUUGGAGCUAUCGCGUUUGGAUAAAGCCGUUGAAAGUGUUUGGAAUUUAUGUGUGCAAUUGUCAAAUGGAUGGAUACCGCCCGAUCCCCUUAUUUUGGGAGCUGUUUCUCAGGCAGCCUCAGCUUAUGAA
This is a messenger RNA of Gongylonema pulchrum, 339 nucleotides long. Lineage: Eukaryota; Metazoa; Nematoda; Chromadorea; Rhabditida; Gongylonematidae. The record is from the annotation of a GenBank genome assembly.